Tigriopus californicus is the source of this 1840-nucleotide messenger RNA. RefSeq names its product L-fucose kinase-like. Gene Ontology annotation, molecular function: fucokinase activity; ATP binding. Gene Ontology annotation, biological process: GDP-L-fucose salvage. The transcript has 9 exons. Lineage: Eukaryota; Metazoa; Arthropoda; Copepoda; Harpacticoida; Harpacticidae. The record is from RefSeq and is a predicted model, not a curated record.
AAAGAGAGCUCUCACAAACUCGAUUUAAAGUCUGGCCGCCCCAAAUUACUACAUUGAGCAGUAAGAGCAUUCGUCCGAUAAACACUGUUCAUCUGUCAAGUGUUUAUUUAAACGGCGUCACCCUGUGUCAGGCAGUGAUUGUGGGAACUCGAUUUUUCAACUUCUAUUCAUUCAAGUCUCACGUCUCACCGCUCAAUCAAGCCAGCUCCAAAGCAAUCAUGUCCUCAUCCAGGGAAUCAGGGUCCAUUGACGAGGAGGUUGCACACAUAGAUCAAUGGAUCAUCGCUGGGAACAGAUUCGAGAUUUGCUCAUCUCUGACCAAGUUGUCCAUAUUAGCUGCCAAUCAACCCUCUGCCAAUGACCAAGAUGUCUCUUCAGAGAUGGAUAAAACCUUGGCCAAAGCCGCUACUCAUUUCCAGAUAGGGCAAUACCGAAAUGGAUGGUCCCUGAUUAAAGGUACUUUUAAUAGCCAAACUAUUGAGGCUCAUGGGACGUACCUUGCCAGCCAAUUGGACCAAGUGAUAAGUCUGGUAACUAGUUAUGUUACCAGAACAGUUCAAUCCAACAUCUUGCCCAAACCCGCGGGAACUAGGCCACCGCUCAAUAUUUGGGUUGAAAGCACCAGCCCAGCUAGAAUUGACCUAGCGGGAGGAUGGACUGACACGCCCCCAAUUUGCAAUGACUAAGGAGGAGCGGUGGUGGGAGUGGCAAUUGUUAUCAAUGGCAAGAGACCCAUAGGGUGUCGUAUGAAAAGAGUGGAAUGCAUGGAGAUCAAAAUGCACCAAGGAGCUCAGAAUAAGAAAGGGUUCACCAGAACAUUCGGGAAAAUGCAGGACUUGCAGGAUUUCUCUAAUCCGACUUCAGAUUUUGCCUUAGUUAAAUCAUGUCUACACCUUGCCACUAAUUUCAGCUUAACUCAAGGCACAUUGGAAGACCUCUUGGCAAAGCAUUUCGAAGGCGGCAUUGAAGUAGAAACGUGGUCAGAUUUACCAGAAGGAACAGGUCUUGGAACCUCUAGCAUUUUAGCCGGAACUAUUUUGGCGUGCCUAUGGGACUGCAUGGGAUUGGUAUUUACCAUUGACGACAUCAUCCAUGGAGUUUUACAAGUGGAACAAUUGCUUACUACUGGAGGAGGUUGGCAAGAUCAGGUGAACGGCUUGGUCCCGGGGAUUAAAAUUGGAAGGUGUCUGCCCAAAGAGCCUUUGACUGUCACUCGUGAGAUCAUUCCAAUGGAACAUCCUUUCAAUAAGGUGCUAGAGUCUCAUCUCGUCCUAGUUUACACGGGUAAAGUGAGGUUGGCCAAGAACCUCCUUCAGAAUGUUGUGAAGGCUUGGUAUUCCAAGAAGGAUGUUAUUCAUCAAGCUAUUAGGGACAAUCACGACCUGGCCACUAAAAUGUGGACAGCCAUCCAAAAUGAAUCUCUUGCUCAGGUAGGCGAGUGCCUCAACACUUAUUGGACCCUGAAGAAACUCUUAGCCGAGGGAAGUGAACCCGAAUCCAUUGUGCCCAUUUUGAAAGCCACCAAGUCGUUGUCACUUGGUCAGUCUUUGGCAGGAGCGGGUGGUGGUGGAUUUCUGGUGCUGAUAACCAAAGCUCCAAAUGCGCUGGAUCAAGUUCAAGCAGCCGUAGAACAUUUGGGUGUGACUUGUCAUCAAGCAGGAGUUGACUUGGAGGGCUUGACUUUGGUCAGAGAUCAGUGCGAUGUGAAGAAGACAUUCCAUUAGAACUUGUUGCAUUUAUGUUUAUAUUGCUUUAUAUUCUUAUACAAGAAACACGAUUUUAUAUUGUGUUUACCUCAAUUUAAAUAAAAAGGAAAGCCGUCUGGAGGCUACUGAUGAAA